AUGGCUGCCACUCCCAUCAACCAGAGUGCUCAUUUCCUGCACCACAACACCACUCCUCCAGCCCACCCAAGCCUUCUGGGGUUGUUCUCCCUGAAGGGUAAAACCGCCAUUGUCACCGGUGCCGGUGCCGGUAUUGGUCUUGCUGUUUCGGAGGGUCUGGCGGAGGCCGGUGCUAAUGUCGCCAUGUUGUAUAACACCAACACAAAGUGUCCCGAGCGGGCCGCCGAGGUGGCAUCCAAGUACGGUGUUCAAACCAAGGCGUAUCAGCUUGACAUCACCGACGCCCAGGCCGUUCAGCGGGUCGUCGAUCAAGUUGUGAAGGAUUUCAACGGCCGACUGGAUGUCUUCAUCGCCAACGCCGGUAUCCCCUGGACCAAGGGUCCCAUGGUGGACGGCCCGCUCGACCACUACUCCAGCGUUGUUGACAUUGAUUUCAAUGGUACUUUCUAUUGUGCAAAAGCAGCCGCGGCGCAUUGGAGGAGACAGAAGGAGGAGGGAACCGACUUGAACGGCAACAAGUUGACCAACUUCACCUACGGUAGCUUUGUCGCUACAGCCUCCAUGAGCGGACAUAUAGUGAACUUCCCCCAGAUGCAGGCCGCUUACAACGCCGCCAAGGCGGCCGUAAUCCACCUCUGCAAAUCCCUCGCUGUCGAGUGGGUCAAGUUUGCCCGCGCCAACACCAUCUCCCCCGGUUAUAUUGCUACGGAAAUCUCAAACUUUGUCCCCAAGGAGACCAAGGACCUCUGGCGGGACAAGAUCCCCAUGGGUCGCGAAGGUCGUCCUGAGGAGCUGAAGGGAGCCUAUCUUUACCUGGCUUCAGAUGCAUCCACCUACACCACGGGAGCCGAUAUCGUGGUCGACGGUGGAUACUGUGCUCCCUAA
Aspergillus tanneri is the source of this 885-nucleotide messenger RNA. Its product is annotated as putative carbonyl reductase. Lineage: Eukaryota; Fungi; Ascomycota; Eurotiomycetes; Eurotiales; Aspergillaceae. The coding region runs from base 1 to 885 and encodes 294 amino acids. Gene Ontology annotation, cellular component: intracellular anatomical structure. The transcript is spliced from 3 exons. The record is from RefSeq and is a predicted model, not a curated record. Gene Ontology annotation, molecular function: oxidoreductase activity, acting on NAD(P)H, oxygen as acceptor.